CCGCUCGGUUCUGGGGCGGGGUGAGGGCGUAGGAGGGGCGGAGUUUCCAGGCUUGCGCUCACACGCCCCGUCUGGUCGCGUCGAGUGUGCGUGCGUGCGUGCGUGUUUGCGUGUGGUCACAGUUCCCGCCAUCAGCUGCUCUCCCUGACUAGGGGGAGCGAGCGGCCCCUCUCCUUCGUGCUCGGUAUCCCUUCCUUCCUUACCCUCGGCUCCUCCCCCUCCGCGCGGACACCGUGCUUCCGGCAGGCCUGUCCGGGGCUCUGGGCUCUCAGGCACAGCUGAGUUGAUGGCUUCCGGAGAACUGGCAUAGCUGCAGAAUAUGAGUAGUUCCCCAAGAAGAGUGCAUUGCCUUUGGCACAAGGAUCAGAAUAAAGGUGAAUUGUUAUUACAUAGGGUUUUUCAGUAAAAGUCACUGAAAAAAUCUGUCAGGUGAAGGUGUAUUUUUGCUUUUUAAUUUGGCUAGAAGCAAUUUAUUUUUAAAGAAAGUAUGUCUCCUCUGAAGAUACAUGGUCCUAUAAGAAUUCGAAGUAUGCAGACUGGAAUUACAAAAUGGAAAGAAGGAUCCUUUGAAAUUGUGGAAAAAGAGAAUAAAGUCAGCCUAGUAGUUCACUACAAUACUGGAGGAAUUCCAAGGAUAUUUCAGCUAAGUCAUAACAUUAAAAAUGUGGUACUUCGACCCAGUGGAGCAAAACAAAGCCGCCUAAUGUUAACUCUACAAGAUAACAGCUUCUUGUCUAUUGAUAAAGUACCAAGUAAGGAUGCAGAGGAAAUGAGGUUGUUUCUAGAUGCAGUCCAUCAAAACAGACUUAAUGCAGCCAUGAAACCUCAGGGUUCUGGUAGUUUUGGAGCUAUUCUAGGCAGCAGGACCUCACAGAAGGAAACCAAUAGGCAGCUUUCUUACUCAGACAAUCAGGUUUCUUCAAAAAGAGGAAGUUUGGAAACUAAAGAUGAUAUUCCAUUUCGAAAAGUUCUCAGUAAUCCAGGUAGAGGAUCGAUUAAGACUGCAGCAGGAAGUGGAAUAACUGCCACCCGGACGAUUCCCUCUUUGACAUCUACAGCAACACCUCUUAGAUCAGGGUUAUUAGAAAAUAGGACUGAAAAGAGGAAAAGAAUGCUAUCAUCUGGCUCAGAGUUGAAUGAAGAUUACCCUAAGGAGAAUGAUUCAUCAUCGAACAAUAAAGCUAUGACAGAUCCCUCAAGAAAAUAUUUAACCAGCAGUAGAGAGAAGCAGCUGAGUUUGAAACAGUCAGAAGAGAAUAGGACAUCAGGGCUUUUACCUUUGCAGUCAUCAUCUUUUUAUGGUAGCAGAGCUGCGUCCAAGGACUACUCUCCUGGCAACACUAACCUAGACAGGACUAUUAUUUCAAGCCAAACUCCCUCUGCCAAAAGAAGUUUGGGAUUUCUUCCUCAGCCAGCUCCUCUUUCUGUUAAAAAACUGAGGUGUAACCAGGAUUACACUGGCUGGAACAAACCAAGAGUGCCCCUUUCCUCUCACCAACAGCAACAACUACAGGGCUUCUCCAACUUGGGAAAUACCUGUUAUAUGAAUGCUAUUUUACAGUCUCUAUUUUCACUCCAAUCAUUUGCAAAUGACUUGCUCAAGCAAGGUAUCCCAUGGAAGAAAAUUCCACUCAAUGCACUUAUCAGACGCUUUGCACACUUGCUUGUUAAAAAGGAUAUCUGUAAUUCAGAGACUAAAAAAGAUUUACUCAAGAAGGUUAAAAAUGCCAUUUCAGCUACAGCAGAGAGAUUCUCUGGUUAUAUGCAGAACGAUGCUCAUGAAUUUUUAAGUCAGUGCUUAGACCAGCUGAAAGAGGAUAUGGAAAAAUUGAAUAAAACUUGGAAGACUGAACCUGUUCCUGGAGAAGAAAAUUUGCCAGAUAUUUCAGCUACUAGAGUAUACACUUGCCCUGUUAUUACUAAUUUGGAGUUUGAAGUUCAGCACUCCAUCAUCUGUAAAGCAUGUGGAGAGACUAUUCCCAAAAGAGAACAGUUUAAUGACCUCUCCAUUGACCUGCCUCGAAGGAAAAAGCCACUCCCUCCUCGUUCAAUUCAGGAUUCCCUUGAUCUUUUCUUUAGGGCGGAAGAACUUGAGUAUUCCUGUGAGAAGUGUGGCGGGAAGUGUGCUCUUGUUAGGCACAAAUUUAACAGGCUACCAAGGAUCCUCAUUCUUCAUUUGAAACGAUACAGCUUCAAUGUUGCUCUCUCACUUAACAACAAGAUUGGGCAGCAAGUCAUCAUUCCAAGAUACCUGACCCUGUCAUCUCAUUGCACUGAAAAUACAAAACCACCCUUCAACCUUGGCUGGAGUGCACAGAUGGCAAUUUCUAGACCAUUGAAAGCCUCUCAGAUGGUGAAUUCCUGCAUCACCAGCCCUUCUACACCUUCAAAGAAUUUCACCUUCAAGUCCAAGAGCUCUGUGGCUUUAUGCCUUGAUUCAGACAGUGAGGAUGAGCUAAAACGCUCUGUGGCCCUUAGCCAGAGACUUUGUGAAAUAUCAGGCAGUGAACAGCAGCAGGAAGACCUGGAAAAAGAUUCAAAAUUAUGCAGAAUAGAACCUGAUAAGUCUGAAUUGGAAAACUCAGGAUUUGAUGGAAUGAGUGAAGAAGAGCUUCUAGCAGCUGUUUUAGAGAUAAGUAAAAGAGAAGCAUCACCAUCUCUGAGUCAUGAAGAUGAUGAUAAACCAACUAGCAGCCCUGAUACUGGAUUUGCAGAUGAUGAUAUUCAAGAAAUACCUGAAAAUCCAGAUCCUAUGGAAACUGAGAAGCCAAAAACAGUCACAGAGCCUGAUCCUGCCAGUUUUACGGAGAUAACUAAAGAUUGUGAUGAGAAUAAAGAAAAUAAAACUCCGGAAGUUUCUCAAGGAGAGGUUGAUUGGCUCCAGCAGUAUGAUAUGGAGCGUGAAAGGGAGGAACAAGAGCUUCAGCAGGCAUUGGCUCAGAGCCUUCAGGAGCAAGAGGCUUGGGAACAGAAAGAAGAUGAUGACCUCAAAAGAGCUACAGAGUUAAGUCUUCAAGAGUUUAACAACUCUUUUCUGGAUUCAUUGGGCUCUGAUGAGGACUCUGGAAAUGAGGAUGUUUUAGAUAUGGAGUAUACAGAAGCUGAAGCUGAGGAACUUAAAAGAAAUGCUGAGAUAGGAAAUCUUCCUCAUUCCUAUCGGCUCAUCAGUGUUGUCAGUCACAUUGGUAGUACUUCUUCUUCAGGUCAUUACAUUAGUGAUGUGUACGACAUUAAGAAGCAGGCUUGGUUUACUUAUAAUGACCUAGAGGUAUCUAAAAUCCAAGAGGCUUCCGUGCAAAGUGAUCGGGAUCGGAGUGGUUACAUCUUCUUUUAUAUGCACAAGGAGAUCUUUGAUGAGCUGCUGGAAACGGAAAAGAACUCUCAGGCACUUAGCAUGGAAGUGGGGAAGACCACUCGUCAGGCUUCAUGAGGAACAGACUCCUGGGUUGGCAGUGUGCACUGCGAUUCUCUCUUACUGCCACCCACCUCUCUUUCCUCUGCCCGAGGAGAAUUUGGAACUCUACUUGAUGCGGGAGCAACAAACAGCUCAGGGCCAAACCAAAAGAUGAAAAUUGCAAUUAUGCGGAACGCUCCAUAUUAACUGUUUUAUGGAAACCUUGGUCUCACAUCUGUAGCUGAUUAUCUUUUUUUUCUCCUUUGAGAGUGGCACUUCCUUUUGUCUUAGGAAUACAUGUUGUAAAUAUAUAUAUAUAUGUACAUACACACACACACACACACACACAUACAUGGAAUGAAUGGAGCCUUAAAGAGUUAGGAUAGGCCACCAGAGUAUGCCUACUCAAAAUUAACAGCACAGCAACUUGAAGAAGAAAUGAAGUUGUCAAAGAGUCCAUUCACCUGAGAAAUGUGUGAAAAUACACAUAUCAUUUGGCAUUUAGCUUUUAUGUUCCUUGAGUAGUUUCACUCAAGUCUGUAAUCUUUCAUGUGUGUUUCUUAUCAGUAAAGUUCACUGGAAAGCCAGCUCUCCAUGUUACACUAAUGACAGUUUGUCCUCCUCGCAAAGGAGGGGGCAUUCUGCCACUUGACUUGAGGAGCUUUUUUUAAAAAUAUUGUUUCAUGGAUUUGUGAUGCUUUUGCUGUUUACAUGCAGUCCCAAGAAAUGGAUUGUUGGUGCUUUGGAAUGUGUUAUGGUCCCACAUUUGGUAUUCAUUGUACACUUUGUAUUUUCUUUAAAGAAAUUCCUUGACACAGUAUGUUCACUGUAUAUCUACAUUAUUAUGGUGGUGAAGAUAGAAUCUUUUAUUUUUCUUCUGUGUCAUUCUUCCAUGGAGCAAGCAUUACCCUAACAGAUUGCAGCCAAAACUUUAAGAGGUAGGAAAGUGAUACUGUCCCAACUGGGAGUCCCCAACAAGGAUACUUAGGGAGCAUAAAGAAUGUUACCAUCUCUUUCUCCCAGACGCAGGUCAGGAGGAGUAUUCUUGUGUUAAAGCUAAAGCUCUGGACCACUAAACAGAAAGCCUUGCUACAAGGGUGAAAUUAAGUACAUGAGCUGUAGGAUAAAGCUUGGACAUUUAACCAUUUGCUGUCUGGCUUUUCCCUUAAAACAGAGUGAGAAUUAAAAUGUGAUUGGUUUAGGUAAUCCCAAGAACUAACAAAGGUGCAUAAUUUAUUUAUCUUACUUUUUAGGUGCUUUGAGUUGAGGUUAAAUGGGGGUGCAACAUUAAGUGCUACAUUAGACAGUCAGCUGACAUAACCAGCCUGGUUAGACAGCUUGUGAAACCAUAUAAAGAAUGAGUUUGAGAGUAGAAUUCUGUUUGUAAAAUAAUUUUGUGAGCCCAGAAAUCAUUAGGAUCACACAGUGUUAAGUAUAGCAAAAUGAAACCUUUCCUUUUUUUUUUAAAUCUAUCAUCACAGAAGAUUCAACAUCUUUUCUGGAAGAUUGCCUUAAGAGAGCUCCAGCCCUACUCCUAAAGCUUGGUUAUGUUCUGACAUAGUAACCUAUUCUAAAAUAUUGAGUCUUGGAAUAGUAAAUGGCCAGCACUUUUGCAUAACUACUGAUAAAAGCUUUGCCUUCUACCAUUUACCUAUGUGUUACUGUAGUGAACGUUCCAAAAUGGUACUGGUAGGAUUUGCAGGAGUAAUAUAGAGCAGAGGAAGAUGCUUGUUUAAAAAACCAGCUUUUAAAAUUUUGUUUCUUUACAUUGGGAGCCUUUUUUUGUUGUUGAAAAUAACUGGUUUUCUCGUGCGUGAAGUGCUAAUUGAAUUCUUUAACUAUUUAUUACUUUCCUGUAUCUGUAUUUGAGAGCUUUGAGAGGCACUGUUAAAAAUUUGGGGGGAUGAUUUGAAGAGAGAGUGAAUUCAUUUGGGGCAUUUAAAAAAAAAAUAAUGCCAUAAGCCUAGGUUGCCCAUGAAAUACCCUUGUUUGACUUGCUUUUUGUAGCUUGCAUGUGUGUAUGGUUUAGAAGUGCACUUGAUUCGAACCUAAUUUGAUUUGAUCUUCAUGUCUUGGGCAGGACUUACUAGUUGAAAAGAGUAGGUGAGUUACCUCACUGCUUGUAUACUUGCAGGUUUGGAACUUGAAUUUUCCUUGAUAUCUGUCCAUUGUUUUGGCCUGGUCAGCCUUCAUUUCUCCCUUCACUCUUUUAGCUAUUACCCUUUUCACUACAAAGAUACUUUCACAUUUUGGUUCAGUGAAAAGUUAAGACUGCAGAUAGAGAGUUCCACUGGACUAUAUUGAUGGGGUUGUUUUUUUGAGCUGACUGUAUUUUAAAGUAUCAGUAGAUACUUUUUGUGCAGUAUGAUCAGUUUGCUCAGAAUCAGGGGAUGGGGUAUUUUGCAUGUUGGGGCCAGGAAGGGACACAUUAAAUAAUGGCAGAGUGCUUCAGUUCCAGGCAGCCUGCUCAUAACUAAUAUUCCUAUUGAAAAUACCAAAUGUGCUUGCAUUAUUUUAAAUGACUUUGAGUUGGAACUUGACAGUAAUUCUGCACACAACUGAUCUUAAGUGGAAUUUUUUUGGAAGAGAAAACUACAAACUAAAAUUCAAACUUCUUGAUUCUUAUCACCUAAUAUUAUUACAGAGGAUUGGAAAGUUGCAUAUGGCCAGAUGCUGUUACCACUUUAGAAGCCCUGACUAUAAUUUAGGCCUAUGAGAAGAUAGACUGUUUUGUAGGGAAUAUACUUACGUGUGUGUGUGCACACUCAGAAGUUUUGUCUCAGCAGGAUAGAAUAAGAAGCAAAUCCAUGAAUUGUUGUUCUAUUUAUAUUUUGAUUCCAAAAGCUAUUUGUUUACUUGCCAUGGUCUGUUAAUCUCAGGCCUAACUUAAUGGCUCAAUAACAAAUGUAAAUGUGUUUACAUUUUAUGAAGUAUGCAGCGAUACUUAAAGAUCAGUUCAUUAACUCUGGGAGGCAAAUAUUAGACUAGACAUUUCAUUAUUUCUCUCCUUGAUUAAGUGUAAAAUUUUUCUAAAAGAGCUUUAAGAAUUAAAACCCUCGCAAGUGAAUUCAUGAAUUUACUUACUCUUCCAUACUGCAGUUACCAUUAUGUAACUAUAUAAAUAUAGCUCUACACAUGUACAGCUACAUAUAUAGUUGUAUAAUGAAAAUUAUUUGGAAACAGAUUCUUGGCAGUGUGUUAUAUAGUUGGCCAUUAUGAGUGUAGAGAGAGCAUGGGGGUGGGGUUGGAAACAUGGAAGAAAGGUAGUUUGUAAACUCAUUUGUGGUCUAUUGAAAAGAGAUUAUAUUAAAACAAAUUAAAAUAUUACCCUUCUCACUCUUUCUUCUCUGUCUUCUGAAUUGACUGUGGUGGAUACUCAAGUCAUUCAAACUUUUUUGCCCUGUUUGAUUUAAUUGACCCCCUAAAGUGGUCUUUUGUUUUAAAUCAGGGAAACAGAGCUAGAUCUCCCAAGUACAUGUGGAUCUUGUGUCUAUACAGAGGAUUUUAGAAAAACCAACAACCCAGUACUAGAUGGAAGUCUCUUAAAAUUGUCCCCCCGAAAACAAAUGUCUAUUUCCUCCUCCCCAUCUUGCUUUACACCUAGUAAUGCUCUUUAAGUGUGUAUGAAAACUAAACAGAUUUCUGCCCUCUACCAUCUUUCUAAUGCAUUACUUCAGAAUUCAGACUUUGUCUCUAUCGAUGUUAACAUCUGAAAGAAUAUAUAUUUAUUUUAUUGGAAAACUCUAGUUUGCUAGGCCCUGAGAGUUUCAUGACAGGUUUCUUUUGCUGUGUCUCAUCACAACCACUGACUCCUUGAUGGCAUGCUUUGAUUACUAGAUUUCAAGCAGUCUCUUUUGUUGUAUCAUAUUUAUGCACAAUUAGUAAAUUUUCCUUUCCACGUGUGCUAUGUGUCUGAGGUUUUGAACUUUAUAAUAAACGGUGUGCCAGUAUGAAUACGGGCAGUUGGUUUUAGUAAUUUGGACUUGAAGUGCAGAGGUUUGAAGUACAGGCAUGUCCACUGGCAUCAGAUGGAUCAGGGUCUGAAUCGGGACUCAAGUUCGCUAGGUCCAAUGCCAAAAUUAGACAAGCAAUCAACUGAACUGGGCUGUUUCAAGAACAGAGGGGUGAAAGAAUGAGACACAGUGGUUGUACACACCUCUCAUCCUAAGGUUUCCCUCCCUCUCUUUUCCUUCUAUCCCCAACAUCUCUGGCCUCUUGUCAGUGUUGUUUAUUUAUGCUACAGAGAGGAGAACAGAAGUAAGCUUCCUACACUUUGCCUAAUUGAGCCACUACCAGGUUUGCUGGCAGCUUUGGCCACAUUUGUGCGAUGAUUUUCUUUCCUUGUGUUCAGAGUGACUUUUGAUUCUGAUUCUUCAUGUUGUUUUGUAUGGAGCGGCACUUUAUCUGUGUUUUAGCAGAACUGUUCCUCUGUACCCUUUACGGUUUUUCCUUGUUUUUGUUUCCUUUUUAAAUUAUGCAUAGAGUUUUUUGUGUGUGAAAUUAAAGCCUUUAUUAACCUGG
This is a messenger RNA of Vicugna pacos (alpaca), 7915 nucleotides long. RefSeq names its product ubiquitin specific peptidase 37 (gene USP37). The record is from RefSeq and is a predicted model, not a curated record. NCBI's taxonomy places the organism in Eukaryota, Metazoa, Chordata, Mammalia, Artiodactyla, Camelidae. Gene Ontology annotation, molecular function: cysteine-type deubiquitinase activity. Gene Ontology annotation, cellular component: cytosol; nucleus. Gene Ontology annotation, biological process: G1/S transition of mitotic cell cycle; protein deubiquitination.